Falco peregrinus (peregrine falcon) is the source of this 884-nucleotide messenger RNA. Its product is annotated as vitelline membrane outer layer protein 1 homolog. The record is from RefSeq and is a predicted model, not a curated record. NCBI's taxonomy places the organism in Eukaryota, Metazoa, Chordata, Aves, Falconiformes, Falconidae.
AUGGAUACCUGGGGGAUUAAGGGCAGGGAAGGUGCCGCAGGGCAGGGGCAAGCGUGGGACCAGGGUGGGAGGGAUGCCUCGGUCAUCACCGUGUCCAGCGGGGGACCCUGCGGAGACUGGACCUGGCCGGACAUGUGCCCCAAGGGCUCCUACGCCAGUGGCAUCAGCUUCAAGGUAGAGACACCCCAGGGGGUGAUGGGGGAUGACACGGCAUUGAACCGGAUUCGGCUGCACUGCUCCCACAGCAAGAACCCCAGCGGUGGCUACAUGGCUGAGCCCCGGAGUGGCAGAUGGGGACACUGGUCAGAGGCCUGCUGGUGCCCCCAUCGAGGGCGCCUGGUGGGCUUCGCUCUGCGGGUCCAGGCACCUCAGCGCGGGCUCCUGAGUGAUGAAGUGGCUGCCACCAGUGCCCGCUUUGCCUGCUCCAACGGGCACAUCCUGGAGGGGCCAGGGUCCACCUGGGGCCAGUGGGGCAGCUGGAGCCCCAGUGCAGUGUGCGGCAUCCAGACAAGGCAGGAGCCUGCGCGGGGGCUGAAGGGGGCUGACACAGCCCUGAAUGAUUUGCGUCUCUUCUGCUGUCUGUAACAAGCGCUGGAAACCCACUACAGGGCACCUGAUCCUGUGACCCAGACCCACAGCAGAGCCUAUCCAUGGGGUCCCCCCCACCGGGAGAUGUUUUAGCUCCGGUACCCUCAGGGGGCACCUUUCCCUCAUCCCCAUGCGCUCCAUCAUUGGUUAUGUGCUGCUGCCAGCCCCCCAACACCUACCCCGCUUCCCAGAAAUGUUUGCAAGUCCUUUCUGCGCCCACCCAGACUUCCAGAUAUUCCCCAGCAUUUCCAGGACUGUUCUUGUCCUACUCUGAAAUAAGCUUUCAGUAAAAGCAU